This is a messenger RNA of Globicephala melas (long-finned pilot whale), 4722 nucleotides long. RefSeq names its product NFE2 like bZIP transcription factor 1 (gene NFE2L1). NCBI's taxonomy places the organism in Eukaryota, Metazoa, Chordata, Mammalia, Artiodactyla, Delphinidae. The record is from RefSeq and is a predicted model, not a curated record. Gene Ontology annotation, molecular function: RNA polymerase II cis-regulatory region sequence-specific DNA binding; DNA-binding transcription factor activity, RNA polymerase II-specific. Gene Ontology annotation, cellular component: nucleus. Gene Ontology annotation, biological process: regulation of transcription by RNA polymerase II.
GGAGGGGGCGGGGAGGGAAGCGGAGGCUGGGGAGCUCUAGGCCGGCCGGCGGUGGCGGCGGCAAGGCCUGGCCUCGGGCUGAGCGCCUGCUGUGGCGGCAGCGGCGGACGCCGAGAUCAGCAGAGGGUUUCUUUGGAAACCCCCCUGGUAAGUGUGGAGGAGGCGGGACACUCUGACCCAAGACAAAAGGCCUGUAGCUCCAGCCAAAGGAAAUAAACCUUAGGAGAGAGAAGGAAAAAAAAUAUCCAUCAGCUGUUCCCGAGAACAACCUGCAGUGAAAUUUACAGAGAGGACAACUAAUGUGAGUGAGGAAGUGACUGUAUGUGGACUGUGGAGACAGUAAGUCACGUGGGCCCUGAGGGCCUGGACUGGGUUAGGAAACAGUUGUACUUUCAGAGGUGAGGUGUCAAGAAGGGAAAAGUGAAUGUGGUCUGGAGUGUGGCCUUGGCUCCAAGGGGUGUGCUUUCCUCUGAGGCUGUCAGGAAGCUCAGCCCCUGUGUUCUGCCAGGGUGGGGUACAGGGUUUGGCACUGAGGAGGGUAACUUGCUGGCUGGAGCAGCAGAGCAGUGGCCUUGAUUUGUCUUUUGGAAGAUUUAAAAACCAAAAAGCAUAAACAUUCUGGUCCUUCAGCAAUGCUUUCUCUGAAGAAAUACUUAACGGAAGGACUCCUCCAGUUCACCAUUCUGCUGAGUUUGAUCGGGGUGCGGGUGGACGUGGAUACUUACCUGACCUCGCAGCUCCCCCCGCUCCGGGAGAUCAUCCUGGGGCCCAGUUCUGCCUAUACUCAGACCCAGUUCCACAACCUGAGGAAUACCUUGGAUGGCUAUGGUAUCCACCCCAAGAGCAUAGACCUGGACAAUUACUUCACUGCCCGGCGGCUCCUCAGUCAGGUGAGGGCCCUGGACAGGUUCCAGGUGCCAACCACUGAGGUUAACGCCUGGCUGGUCCACCGGGAUCCGGAGGGGUCUGUCUCUGGCAGCCAGCCCAGCUCGGGCCUCGCCCUCGAGAGUUCCAGUGGUCUCCAAGAUGUGACAGGCCCAGACAACGGGGUGCGAGAAAGCGAAACGGAGCAGGGAUUCAGUGAAGAUUUGGAGGAUUUGGGGGCUGUAGCCCCUCCAGUCAGUGGAGACUUAACCAAAGAGGACAUAGAUCUGAUUGACAUCCUUUGGCGACAGGAUAUUGACCUGGGGGCUGGGCGUGAGAUUUUUGACUACAGUCAUCGCCAGAAGGAGCAGGAUGUGGAUAAGGAGCUGCAAGAUGGAGCAGAGCAGGAGGACACCUGGCCAGGCGAGGGUGCAGAAGCUCUGGCACGAAACUUGCUAGUGGAUGGAGAGACUGGGGAGAGCUUCCCUGCACAGGUGCCUGGUGGGGAGGACCAGACAGCCCUGUCCCUGGAAGAGUGCCUUAGGCUGCUGGAGGCCACCUGCCCCUUUGGGGAGAAUGCUGAGUUUCCAGCAGACAUUUCCAGCAUAACAGAAGCAGUGCCUAGUGAGAGUGAGCCCCCAGGUCUUCAAAACAAUCUUUUGUCUCCUCUCCUGACGGGGACAGAGUCUCCAUUUGAUUUGGAACAGCAGUGGCAAGAUCUCAUGUCCAUCAUGGAAAUGCAGGCCAUGGAAGUGAACACAUCAACAAGUGAAAUCCUGUACGAUGCCCCUCCAGGAGACCCACUGAGCACCAACUACAGCCUUGCCCCCAACACUCCCAUCAAUCAGAAUGUCAGCCUGCAUCAGGCGUCCCUGGGGGGCUGCAGCCAGGACUUCUCACUCUUCAGCCCGGAGGUGGAGAGCCUGCCUGUGGCCGGCAGCUCCACGCUGCUCCCGCUGGUCCCCAGCAAUUCCACCAGCCUCAACUCCACCUUUGGUUCCACCAACCUGGCAGGGCUCUUCUUUCCACCCCAGCUGAAUGGCACAGCCAAUGACACAGCAGGCCCUGAGCUGCCUGACCCACUCGGGGGUCUGUUAGAUGAAGCCAUGCUAGAUGAGAUCAGCCUGAUGGACCUGGCCAUUGAAGAAGGCUUUAACCCCGUGCAGGCCUCCCAGCUCGAAGAGGAAUUUGACUCUGACUCAGGCCUCUCCUUGGACUCCAGCCAUAGCCCUUCCUCCCUGAGCAGCUCUGAAGGUAGUUCUUCCUCCUCCUCGUCCUCCUCCUCCUCUUCUUCCUCUUCCUCUUCCUCUACUUCUUCCUCAGCCUCUUCCUCCUUUUCUGAGGAAGGUGCAGUUGGCUACAGUUCUGACUCUGAGACCUUGGAUCUGGAAGAGGCUGAGGGCGCUGUGGGCUACCAGCCCGAGUAUUCCAAGUUCUGCCGCAUGAGCUACCAGGACCCAGCUCAGCUCUCCUGCCUGCCCUAUUUGGAGCAUGUGGGCCACAACCACACAUACAACAUGGCACCCAGUGCCCUCGACUCUGCUGACCUGCCACCACCCAGCACCCUCAAGAAGGGCAGCAAGGAGAAGCAGACCGACUUCCUGGACAAACAGAUGAGCCGGGAUGAGCAUCGAGCCCGAGCCAUGAAGAUCCCCUUCACCAACGACAAGAUCAUCAACCUGCCUGUGGAGGAGUUCAACGAGCUGCUGUCCAAGUACCAGCUGAGUGAAGCCCAGCUGAGCCUCAUCCGUGACAUCCGGCGCCGUGGCAAGAACAAGAUGGCGGCGCAGAACUGCCGCAAGCGCAAGCUGGACACCAUCCUGAACCUGGAGCGGGAUGUGGAGGACCUGCAGCGCGAUAAAGCCCGGCUGCUGCGGGAGAAGGUUGAGUUCCUCCGGUCCCUGCGGCAGAUGAAGCAGAAGGUCCAGAGCUUGUACCAGGAAGUGUUUGGGCGGCUGCGGGAUGAGAACGGGCGGCCCUACUCGCCCAGUCAGUAUGCGCUGCAGUAUGCCGGGGAUGGCAGCGUCCUCCUCAUUCCCCGCACCUUGGCUGACCAGCAGGCCCGGCGGCAGGAGAGGAAGCCGAAGGACCGGAGAAAGUGAGCCUGGGGAGGAAGGGGGUUGACGCUCACCGAGAUGGAAACUGGAGAAGGGCUGGGCCUGGACCUGGACCUACAGCGGGGACUUUAAUGCCUUCUUAUCCAAUAGAUCUCAGAUGGGAUGACUGCGGGUCAGUGGACAGGAAGAGGCAGGCGCAGGCGCUGUCUGGCUCAGCUUCCCCCACUGAGGGGGGUGGAAGUGGCCAGACCGUUUGGGUGGACAGGGUCCUCACCCCUACCCUUUUCCUUUGAGGGAAGGGUGGUGCUGGCAUUGCUGGAGGCCGAAAAAGGGAAAGUAAGGGACUUGUGAGAGGAGAGGAAAGUAGUAGAAAGUCUCAUUCCUGGAAGGAAGGAAGGAAGGAAGGAAGGAAAACAGAAAACCCAGAAAAAUCAAAGCGGGAAGAAAAUCAGAGGGCAGGUUAAGUUGGCUCUGGCCAGGAUUCCAGGCAGCAGGUUUUAGAGGGGACUAGAUUACUGGUGUGAGUAAACCCCACUUCAGCCUAGGGGAGGGGUGGAACACGGAGUCGGUUCUGAGAGGGGCCUGUGAACUCUUCCUGCUCCUGCACUUUGGCAUCCCUGACGGGGAGCUCUCGGAUAAUAUCUCCUGUGAGGUUUCCAUCAGAGGGGAGCCCCUGGGACCCGACACUGGCUUGGAGGGUUAGGAUCAAAGGGUAGAGUCAACAGGCAGGGGUCGUGAGGCCUCAUGCUGCAGCAGCCCCAACACCAAGCAUGUCACUCACUGCCCUGCCAUACCUCUUCCUCUGUGCCCAGUCACCCCUGAGCUGAGGCUCCCACGUCUCCAUCAGAGCCUGCAUGCGAAUGCUGUUCUCUUCCCACCCGUGUGCCCCCGCCCCUCACCAGCUGCCUGGAGCUCUUCUGGAGCUGGGGUGCUGGCAGUGCCCACAGGGCUGGGCCUGCAGCCUCCUGGGAGCUGCUCUGAGGCAGGGGGAUGAUGUGGAGAAGCCAGGCAGUAUUCAGCACAACACUGGGGAGUGACUCUUCCCUCAGGCCUCCCCUACCAACAACUGGGCUUUGUCACUGGAAAGACAAAAAACUACAAAACCCAGCAGCAACAACAAAAACUAGUCCUCUUAGAGUUUCUUGCGCUUUGAUUUUUUUAGGGCUUGAGCCCUGUUUCACUUAUAGGGUCUAGAAUGCUUGUGUUGAGUAAAAAGGAGAUACCAAUAUUCAAAGCUGCUAAAUGUUCUCUUUGCCAUAAAGACUCCGUGUAACCGUGUGAACACUUGGGAUUUUUCUCCUCUGUCCCGAGGUCUCUGUCUUUCUUUUUUGGGUUUCUUUCUAGGAGACUGAGAAAUGCAUGUAACAGGGGCUGAGGGUACCCCUCCCUCAGGCUCUUGGCCACAGGCAGCUUCUCCACACCCCCAGUUUAGCAAGGGCUCCUGGAGGACCGCCUGGGGGAGGCAGAGAGGGGAGCGCCAAGGUGGCCAGGUGGUUCCAGGACCACAGUGUCUCUAACUGUUGCCACUGCUGUCCCCACCUCGGCCUGGGUCUGGAGCAUUGUCUGCCCCAGGCUAGCAGGAAUGAGUUGAAGGGGGGAAGCACUGAUUCUCCUCCCUGCUUAGGUGGGGAGGCAUUCUAACUGAGCAGUAGGGAUAGAAGGCACGAGCCUGGGAAGUGCUUUUAUAAAUUAUUUUCCUUGUAGAUUUUAUUUUUAAUUUAUCUCUGUGACCUGCCAGGGAGAGGAGAGAGAGAUGCUGUGAGCACAUGACAAAAUAAAAUAAAAUAAAAUGGAUGAUUUA